Molecule: messenger RNA, 1174 nt
Organism: Salvelinus namaycush (lake trout)
Lineage: Eukaryota; Metazoa; Chordata; Actinopteri; Salmoniformes; Salmonidae
Gene: bgnb
Product: biglycan b
Exons: 7
Coding region: 1-1116 (371 amino acids)
Molecular function (GO): protein binding
Source: RefSeq, a predicted model, not a curated record
AUGUUGGCCCACUCUUCUCUCCUGUUGCUACUCUGUCUCGCGCGGCUGCCCACCCCCAUGUCGGCCCUGCCCUUUGAGCAGAGGGGAUUCUGGGACUUUGCGAUGGACAGUGAUGUGGGAGGGAUGAUGUCAAUGAUGAGAGAUGAAGAGGAAGGCUCGGCAAUAGAGGAGCUGCCCCCUCCUGAUCUGCCCUCAUGCCCCUUCGGGUGCCAGUGCCAACGCAGAGUGGUGCAAUGCUCCGAUCUGGGUUUGACUGAGGUGCCUAAGAGCAUUCCCGCUGACACCAAACUCUUGGACCUGCAGAACAACCGCAUCACUGAGCUGAAGGAGAACGACUUCAAAGGCCUCAGCAACCUCUACGCACUGUCCCUGGUGAAUAAUAAGAUCAGCAAGGUCCACCCCAAGGCCUUUGUUCCUCUGAAACACAUGCAGAAGCUCUACUUCUCCAGAAACCUCCUGACUGGAGUCCCCAAGAACCUGCCCUCCUCUCUGGUGGAGCUGAGGAUCCAUGAGAACCGCAUCAAGAAGGUCCAUGAGGGGGCCUUCUCUGAACUGGGCAGCAUGAACUGCAUAGAAAUGGGAGGGAACCCCAUCCAGAACAGUGGGUUUGAGCCAGGAGCCUUCAAGGGACUGAAACUGAACUACCUGCGUAUCUCUGAGGCCCAACUCACUGGAGUACCCAAGGACCUGCCAGACAGUCUCCAUGAGCUCCAUCUGGACCACAACCAGAUACAGGCCAUCGAGCUGGAGGACCUGAGCCGCUACAAACACUUGUACAGGUUGGGUCUGGGCUUUAACCACAUUCGUAUGAUAGAGAAUGGCAGUCUAGCUUUCGUCCCCCGCCUGAGAGAGUUACACCUGGAGAACAACAGACUCACAGCAAUCCCCAAGGGUCUGCCUGACAUGAAGUACCUACAGGUGGUCUACCUCCAUUCCAACAGCAUCAGCAAGGUGGGAGUGGAUGACUUCUGCCCAAGAGGCUUUGGGAUGAAGAGGUCGUUCUAUAAUGGCAUCAGCCUCUACUCUAACCCUGUCAACUACUGGGAGGUCCAACCCGCUGCCUUCCGCUGUGUCAGUGACCGUCUGGGCAUCCAGUUUGGCAACUAUAAGAAAUAAGCACAGGGAGAAAGUGAUAGAGAGGAUGGAAGGAGAGAGAGAGGAGGAGUGGAGCAAA